UACCCAUCAUUCUUUGGUGUAAACAAGAAAUGGCAGAAGAUUUACUUCCACUUUUAGGUGUUAACAUGGAUAACGAGGAUGGGGAGGAGGAUGAAGAUGUCGAGGGAGAUGAUGAAGAAGACAUGAUGGAUGAUAUUGAAAUCGAAGUAAAUAUAAAUGAUGAGGAUGGAAACAUACCAGACAGUCCAGUACAAAAACAAGAACUAAAGAAAUCUUCGAAAAAGUCACGACAACAACAAUCAAUACCAAUCACAUUUGAUUCUGCUCUUCCUACUUCACAUUCGUACUUAGGGAAUGACCUUGAGGAGGUGAGAGGUCGAACCAUCCACGAUGAUGAAUCUCUGGUAACGCUGCCCAUCAUCCAGUUACCAGGGAUGGUGUUGAUCCCUGGCCAAACCAUCCCUCUUCACCUGUUCCACCAGCACACAGUAGCUAUGAUCAAGGGUGUGGUGGACACUGACAAAACGUUUGGAGUUGUAGCCUACAGUCAUGAAGAUGGUGCCCACACUAUGGCGACCAUUGGAACUACAGCUGAGAUUUUCUCUGUCAGAGAUGAAACUGAUAAUGACACAGGAUUGUCGACAAUUAGGGUCAAAGCCAAAGGUCGUCAGCGCUUCCAUAUUGUUGACACAGAACGGUCCCCUACAGGGAUUUUAAUUGGUAAAGUGAAGAUACUACCAGAGAAAAUAUUGCCUGACUGUCUGGAAGGAGCCCGUCCUCCAUCCCAUUGUAAAUUCUGUUGUCCUUCUGACCGAGACAGUAUGGUCAAAACGUGUACAGCUGUUGACAGACAGGGAAACAUACUGACCAGUGUAGCAAUGGUCAGCAACCGACAGAUCAACAAGUUUACUGCUGCUUGCUAUACGUGGUGGCCGCCGUGGGUCUACAAAAUGUACGAUGCUGACCUGGUGAUGAAGAGGACUAAAGAGGAGUUACACAAGUGGAAUGAAACUCUGCGACCAGAGAACAUGCCCCAAGAUCCAGUCGAAUUGUCAUACUGGGUUACGCAGAACUUGCCCCUUGACGAUGGACUCCGGGUCAACCUCCUUAGUAUAGACAGUGCAGUACAGAGACUGCGAUGUGCUCUUAGCAUCAUAGAAAAGUGUUCUAUACUUUGCUGUAAAGGAUGUGGAUGCCAAGUAGCCAACAAAAGGGAUGUAUUUAGUCUCUCCAUUGAAGGACCCCUUGGGGCCUAUGUCAAUCCCGGAGGCUAUGUUCAUGAAACUAUGACGGUACAUAAAGCCCACAACUUGAAUCUAAUUGGACGACCUUCAACAGAACACAGUUGGUUUCCAGGGUAUGCUUGGACAAUCGCCCAGUGUCGACGCUGUAACUCGCAUAUGGGAUGGAAAUUCACCUCCACCCAGAAAGAAUUAAAGCCGCAGAAAUUCUGGGGACUUACCAGAUCCUCAGUAGUCCCAGGACUCCACAAUCUAGAUGAGGGUGAUGCGGAAUGGAUGCCUGUCAUGUGAUCAGGAAUAUGCUAUAUUUAGGAUGCGAUGAGAUUCCCGAGGAAAAAAACAUCCUCUGAGAGGAGAAUGAUAAACUGUACAUGUUUUUUUUUACUUACAUGUUCAGGAGUGGUCAUUGUACCCCCAAAAUCUCUUACAACAAUUAUGUUAAAACACUUGCUAUGUUUAUUGAUGGUGCUCAUUAUAUGGUCUGCAUAUUAAGUUGCUAAACAUCAUUGCUCUGAUAUCAUCAAAACACAACCAUGUUAUGGGCAGGUGGUGCAGUGGGUUUAUACUGCCAUACUUUCCUUUCACCACAAGGGCCAGGUUUCGGUCCCUGAUGGAAUGUGAUUGUCACCUUCCUGACCAUAUGGGUUUCUCAAAAAACACCGAUCGUAUUAAACUCCUAGCAUGCUUCCGACAAGAUUGGUUUAUAUAGAUUUAUAAACCUAUGGAACCCUGCAUGGUGAAUAUUAGCCAAAAUAUACCCCUGGCUCGACGGAAUUUCUCUUCAGCUCUUUAGUGUAAGAGUAGUAAGCCAGAGGUCAGCUGGGUUUGAUCCUUAGUGGAGACAUUGAAUUAGAUGUGAUUCAUCAUGACCUCAUUAUACUUAUUUUUUUCUUUGAUGUUGAUUCAUCUUUGAUUUUAAACGGCUACAAAUGGUGGUUGAUGAAGUUUAAAUCUGCUAAAAGUCACAUGGAAUAGAAAACAGAGUGGUAGGGAUAGUGUUUUUCUGUAGGAAUGGUAUGAUAUCAUGUUAGGAUAGGAUGUGCUAAUUAUAGAAAUGGUAGUCAUGUGAUCUUAAACAGGGAACUCUACAGUGAAGUUAUAUAUAAUUAGCUGUAUGGAUCCUUGCACCAAAUGGCUAUGUCUGAACAGCAUGUAUAACAUCAUGUGUGAUGCCGUCAGUCAAGAAACUUAAAACCUGUUAUGCUUGUACAUUGUAUGUAAAAGUCAUUGUGCUUGUACAUUGUAUGUAAAAGUCAUUGUGCUUGUACAUUGUAUAUAAAAGUCCUUGUGAUUGUACAUUGUAUGUAAAAGUCAUUGUGCUUGUACAUUGUAUGUAAAAGUCAUUGUGAUUGUACAUUGUAUAUAAAAGUCCUUGUGUUUGUACAUUGUAUGUAAAAGUCUUAUGCUUGUACAUGGUAUAUAAAAGUCUGGGGGGAAAACCAUGAAAUGUUUUAGAUUGAUUUAAUUGUCUAUGGCAUACAAUGUCAUUAGUCAAUAUAGCAUUGGAAAUUUAUGAUAUGUCAGCAUAAGAAGUGAAUUUUGUGUAUGUGAUAUUCUAUCUGUGAUACUGACUGCCAGUAAUGCUAGCUACAUGGUACAUUUGUAUGUUGUUGGUAGAAUCAAUUUCAGAAUUUGACAUUGAGGUGGCACAGUGGUUAGCCCCACAUUUACACCGAGAAGACUAGGACUGAUACAGGGACACUAGUCUGAUCAGUUAAAUAUUUUACCAGUUUCCUCCCAUAUUAGGAAUUAAGACCCCUGUGUGCUUCCAUCCAUUUUCAGCACCAUGGUGUGUCCUUUGAACUUUUUUUUUUACCAUGUGGCAAUGAAGUCCGUACGUUUGUACGUGACAAAAUUAUGGUGAAAAUGAUUAUCAUUUAAAUACAUUGUUUAAUAAAUCAUGAAAUGAUGUUUUA
This is a messenger RNA of Pecten maximus, 3097 nucleotides long. Its product is annotated as protein cereblon-like. The record is from RefSeq and is a predicted model, not a curated record. Bases 30 to 1472 code for a protein of 480 amino acids. The transcript has 9 exons. NCBI's taxonomy places the organism in Eukaryota, Metazoa, Mollusca, Bivalvia, Pectinida, Pectinidae.